UAUGUAGGUGAGACGGGCAUCGGCAAAUCCACGUUAAUGGACACUUUAUUCAACACCAAAUUUGAAAGUGACCCAGCUACUCACAAUGAACCAGGUGUCCGGUUAAAAGCCAGAAGUUAUGAGCUUCAGGAAAGCAACGUACGGCUGAAGUUAACCAUCGUUGAUACCGUGGGAUUUGGAGACCAGAUAAAUAAAGAUGACAGCUAUAAGCCAAUAGUGGAGUAUAUUGAUGCCCAAUUUGAGGCCUACCUGCAAGAGGAAUUGAAGAUCAAACGUUCUCUCUUCAACUACCACGACACCAGGAUCCACGCAUGCCUCUACUUCAUUGCCCCCACUGGCCAUUCCCUGAAGUCUCUGGAUCUAGUCACCAUGAAAAAGCUGGAUAGCAAGGUGAACAUCAUUCCAAUAAUUGCAAAAGCUGACACCAUUGCCAAAAAUGAACUGCACAAAUUCAAGAGUAAGAUCAUGAGUGAACUGGUCAGCAAUGGAGUCCAGAUAUAUCAGUUCCCCACAGAUGAAGAAACGGUGGCGGAGAUUAAUGCAACAAUGAGCGUCCAUCUCCCAUUUGCCGUGGUCGGCAGCACCGAAGAGGUGAAGAUCGGCAACAAGAUGGCAAAGGCCAGGCAGUACCCCUGGGGUGUGGUGCAGGUUGAGAAUGAAAACCAUUGUGAUUUCGUGAAACUUCGGGAGAUGCUGAUCCGUGUGAACAUGGAAGAUUUGCGAGAGCAGACUCACACCCGCCAUUAUGAAUUGUAUCGGCGCUGUAAGCUCGAGGAGAUGGGUUUCAAGGACACUGACCCUGACAGCAAGCCUUUCAGUUACUGGGAACUCUGGAAAUGGUUUGUCCUCUUAGAAAUCCAUCAUUUAAACUCAGAUGUCCAUCUUGGUGCAAGCAAGAUCAUUUGGAGCAUCAAAACUGGCUUUGAAUCAACUGACUUGGCAAAUAGGAAGGUGAAAUCAACUUGGUUUUCCAUUUCUUGAGAGCCACUACUUUAAAAGGGGCUCAGACUUUCCCUCUGAGGCAUUUCCAGCAUCCCCAGCACUUCCUAUGAGCCUCGGACCACACUGAAGGGGGGGGGUUGCAGUGAGGGGACCCUGCUUGAAAGAUGACACAGUUAAGGAAAAGCAAAAGCUGCAGCUGAUUUGAGUGGCUUUCCAGAAUUUCAUCUUCAAAGUCCUCAUUCCUGGAUGCUCUUAGAUUUUUUUCCAUGGGAAUUUUGGGUGAGCUGGGAUGGGUAUUAAGUAUAUUCUCAAAGCAGAGGCUUUCUCUGCAGGUGUACAAUGAAGUCCAUCCUUCCCUUUGAGCACCCUGUGUCUACCCUUUGUCCUCCAAGCCCCUCUUGUGUUUAUGAAGCAGACAGUGACCUCUAAAACCAAGGCUAGGAAGGGGCAGCCAUCACCCGAAUAUAUUGUACAGUGUGAAGCAAAAGCAGGGUGAGCACAGUAACAGGCUGUAUGAAAGGCUGUACUGGGAAGUACAUCGGAGGCCGUAAAGCUGAGGCCGUCCCUGCUGGUGUCCUUGAACCUGCCUCAAUUCAGAGUUGUCCUGUGGCAGAAUCUCUGUAUCUGUGUACGUACCUGUCCAGAUGUCAGCUUGCUUUCCGCUGUGCCCAUCUUUCCCACCUGCUGCCCUACAGCCUUCUGGACCUUCUCUGCACCCACGUCUCCCUUCCCCUGACCUCAGUCGCUUUGUGGCUAGUGUCUGGAGAAGAGGAGGGGGACGUAGGACCCAAGUGGGGACCGCACCAAUCUUGUUCCUGCUGCUUUUCUCCUGAGACACCAUUGCCCUUUUCCCAACAAUUCCCGUACAAACUGCCCAUUCCUUAUCUCAGAAUGCCCCCUUUUCCUGACUCUGUUAGGUCACAAAAAGGGCUUAGUAACCACCAUUCUCUCAAGAGAUCACAAAGUUUUCAGGUCCAUGAGACCCAUUUGGUUGAGGGGAACAUGUAGACCUCGGUUCACCAGCUGUGCAGUGUAGUGGGUAGAACUCCUGUCUGAGCUUCUUCAUUGUGUGACCUAGACAGAUGACUAAACACUUGUAUCCAGGUUUCUUCAUCUAGAAAAUGGGGGAUAGUUAGUAAUACCCACCUUACUGGGUUAUUGUGAGGAUUGAUGAAUUCUCGUGUGUAAAUUGCUUCGUAAACACUGGUGAUGUGUUCUUUGGCAUGCCCUUCACCGGGUAGUUCCUGGGGAUUGGAACAGAGAGAGAAUUAUGUUGUGUGAAUUACCAGAAUAAAGUCUGAACUGAACUACCUGUACUCAAUUCUCCUUCCCUUUGACUUCCAUGAGUGACACCUAUCCCUGCGUAGGGCUGUUAAAAAAACGAGAAGAGGGGCGCCUGGGUG
Leptonychotes weddellii (Weddell seal) is the source of this 2345-nucleotide messenger RNA. Lineage: Eukaryota; Metazoa; Chordata; Mammalia; Carnivora; Phocidae. The record is from RefSeq and is a predicted model, not a curated record.